GUGCUUUUAAUGCAGGAACAACUUUCAAAAAACAGGAUUAUCAUUGAUAUGGACAAGAAGGGGAAUUUAAAUGCAUCUGUUACGAGCAGCUCAGAGAGAAUAAAAAGCAAAACUAUUAUUCAGAUGGAAAAUCAGAAGAUCUAUUUGAUGCUUAACCAAUUUGUCAAAAAGAUUCCUAUUAUGGUGGUCAUGAAGGCUAUGGGAAUGGAGAGUGAUCAAGAAGUAGUACAGAUGGUUGGAAGAGAUCCUCGAUAUGCUGCCCUGCUAAUGCCAUCUAUUGAG
Molecule: messenger RNA, 282 nt
Organism: Prunus mume (Japanese apricot)
Lineage: Eukaryota; Viridiplantae; Streptophyta; Magnoliopsida; Rosales; Rosaceae
Source: RefSeq, a predicted model, not a curated record